Megachile rotundata (alfalfa leafcutting bee) is the source of this 2443-nucleotide messenger RNA. RefSeq names its product pickpocket protein 28. Gene Ontology annotation, molecular function: ligand-gated sodium channel activity. Gene Ontology annotation, cellular component: plasma membrane. The record is from RefSeq and is a predicted model, not a curated record. NCBI's taxonomy places the organism in Eukaryota, Metazoa, Arthropoda, Insecta, Hymenoptera, Megachilidae. Gene Ontology annotation, biological process: sodium ion transmembrane transport.
UUUUAGUUGACUAAAUUUUGCAAACUAGCUUCUUAUUUCGAAAGGAAAUAUAAUGGUUCCAAAAUUUCACUAAAAAUUGCAUUAUUUGUCGUCGAUAAAUACGCAUAUGAAAAUUGCAGGCGUUGGUAAAAGAAAUAUUUGCAAUACCAUCGGCGGGUUAUAAAGUAGCCAUCCUGCUUAGAGUCUGAAAUGUAAUAUGUUCUGAAGUACCACCACCGUUCAAACAUUGAACAAAAUGAAAUUUUGGAAAUCAAGCCAAAAAUUUCAUUGCAGUACCAAUAGUACUUCUCAUAUCAAAUCCUGUAAAAUAUUAAAUAUAGUUUACAGCUUGCAACUAAAUUAAUGUUGUUAUAUCUACCGAAAUUAAUAGUUUUAUAACUUUAACGCGUCGCAUAAAUUACCCUCGCCCUCCUCACGAAAAAAGGGAUAUUUAUAUAGACCAUAGUAAAACUCGUAUCAAUUGCACCAAUCUCAUACUAUAUGCAUGAACUGUUAAAAAUUAUGUGUUAGCGUAAGUUUAAUGAUGUUUCGGAGAAUUCAUAGAACCUGGUGGAAAAAAGGAAUUGAAUUAAAGAUAUCGAUGGACAAAUGGGUUAGAUGGUAUCGUGAGUUGAUGCGUUCAGUCGUUUGCUAGCUCUUGGAACAUCAACAUGAAAAAUAAAUUUCAACCCGCUUACUAUUCACAGAAUAAGAAAUUUAGACGAGGAUCUCGAUCAAGCUUCGCUCAAUCUUUAAAAAAAUUCUUUCGCGUCUACUGCGAAAAUACGGGUUUACAUGGGUUUCGUUAUAUCGUCACAGGCAGGACAACCUUCGAUAAAACACUGUGGUUAACGAUCUGUGUAUCGGCCAUUGUCUUCUGCGUCACUCUGAUGCUGCGUUUGUGGUCAUAUUUUGAGAACAACCCCACUGUAACAAUUAUCGAUACAUCGAAUCCUGUAAAGGAGUUGCAUUUUCCUGGCAUCACCGUGUGCAACAAUAAUAAAGUUUAUAAACCACAUGCUGAUAAAAUUGCACAGAAAUUGUUGAUGAACGGAUUUGAUAUCAGCAUGACCAACAAAUUAUUCUCCUCUCUAAUGAAAUUAAUACGUCCCGACAGAAUUGCUAUCGAUAACGCAACUGCAUCUUGGGCCCUCGACAUUUUAGGUUACAGUGUGGAGAAAUUAAUGUACGAGCUGAUGCAGCCUUGCAGUAUGUUGAUAGUAAGGUGUUCCUGGCUUGGUCAACUCUAUGAUUGCAACAAAAUCUUCAGAACUGUGAAAUCGAACGAGGGAUUCUGCUGUGGCUUCAACUACCAUUUUGAACUUUCUGACGAUUUUCAAAAUGACGAUGCGUGGUUGGCGAACAUAACGACUGUCGAAGAGGAUCUACACGAAUAUAAUUCUUCCGACCCUCUGCCAGGAGUCGGAAAUAUUUUACACGUGCCGGGGACCGGACGCGACAUCGGUUUAGCAGUGGCGUUGAACAUCGACGCUAAAAACUACAAAAGUUCCGUGAGGCAAUUUGUGGGCGCCACCAUAUUGAUACACGAUCCAUUAGAUUAUCCCGAUAUUGGUGCACAGUCCGCCACUCUGCAACCGGGCCAUUCGAUGUCGAUGACACUUUCGGGAACGAAAAUCAAAAGCUCCGACGACAUUCAGAAUAUACCUUUGCGCAAGAGAAUGUGCUUAUUCGAUGACGAGGUCCCCGGAGAACGCGACUAUAGUUACCAAACGUGCAUCUCAGAAUGUAUGCAGCAGAAAAUGUACGGUCCUUGUGGAUGUUUGCCUUUUUUCUACCCGAACGAACAUCCAAACGAGCGUACCUGUUAUUUGACGGACGUAGAUUGCAUUUUAUCUCACAGAAGGAGCUUGGCACAGACACAGUUAUCGCACGUGAGCGACUGCAAUUGUCUUCCACAGUGCAACGACAAGUCGUACGAAGUGAUUUCCGAAUCGGUGCAAAUAGACGAAUUGAGUUACGAUUCUGAACUAACACGUGGUUUGGAUACAAAAAACACGUCAUUCUUGUACGUGUAUUUCCGAGAUGGCACCUAUCUUGAGUAUCGGAAGCAAACUAUACUGGGAUGGGAUAGUCUUCUUGCAUCCUUCGGUGGAAUCUUCGGACUUUGUUUAGGAGGCUCCGUAAUUAGUUUCGUAGAAUUUGUCUACUAUAUGGUGACCAAUUUCUUUGCUCUCCGUAAGAAAAAACAGGAGCAACAAAAUCAAAAUGUACCACCGGCUUCGAAAUUAUUUAUUUCGAUACCCAUGGAUGUAAAUUUGAAGAAAUACAAUGCAACGCUAAAUAAGGAUACGUUUAUUGCGUGGAAUGAACAAUUGUCUCAACGAGAUCAGAAAGAUCCAGUUUGUUUAAAAUUUGAAUUUUCCUGACAACUUCCGGUUACAGCCAUGCACUGCUUGCUGCGCCAUCUGCAACUCUUUCUUUCCGGUUACUUUUAGAACCGAGU